UCCAGUGGCCCCGUCCCGGACGGAAGGAGGCGGGGAGGCCUACGGUCUUCAGGCAGCUGCCAGCCCGCGGGACCGGAGUGGGCGGGGCCGGGGCCAGAGGGCGGCUCCCGCCCGCGUGCACACCCGGAAGCGCACCGGCGUACGCGCUCAGAGUCGGGGGAAGCAGCGCUGCCGCCGCCGUCCCUGCAGCCAGCUCCUCAGUCAUGCCGAAGCACGAGUUCUCCGUGGACAUGACCUGUGAAGGCUGCUCUAAUGCAGUCACUCGGGUCCUCAACAAGCUGGGAGGAGUUCAAUUUGACAUUGACCUGCCCAACAAGAAGGUCUGCGUCGACUCUGAGCACAGCGUGGACACUCUGCUGGAGACCCUGGGGAAAACAGGAAAGGCCGUUUCCUACCUUGGCCCCAAGUAGCGAGGGCCUGGGCCCCCAGCCUGCAGGAUGGACCAAAGUGGGCAGGAUGCUGAGCCAGCUCCUGCCUUCCAGACAGAUCUAGGACCUGACAAUCCUGCUCAGCGAUGGUAGUUCCUGCGGAGACCCUCACUUGCCCUGCUCCUCUGUAGCUUCCUUGCAAUAAAGUCAAGUCGAUUUUGCUGGA
Molecule: messenger RNA, 594 nt
Organism: Eubalaena glacialis (North Atlantic right whale)
Lineage: Eukaryota; Metazoa; Chordata; Mammalia; Artiodactyla; Balaenidae
Gene: ATOX1
Product: antioxidant 1 copper chaperone
Exons: 4
Coding region: 204-410 (68 amino acids)
Biological process (GO): copper ion transport
Cellular component (GO): cytosol
Molecular function (GO): copper chaperone activity; metal ion binding
Source: RefSeq, a predicted model, not a curated record